GACGGCCCGCGAAGAAAGGUUGCGCGUCUCUGCAAUGCCAGCAGUGAAUUGGUGAAGUGUUGUGACAACUGGAGGAAUUACGCUCAUAUCACCAGCAAUGAAUGCUAUACAGUUGCUGCGAUUCCUUCACAUGGGCACCACAGGGCAGUGCUACGUGGCGAGCGAGAAGAAGCCCAACGUGAGGGAGUUGUGUCGCAUUCCGGACCAACUGGAGUGCCUGAAGAUUCUGGCGACUGGAGAGAACCACCGUCUGGUCACGCUGACCAUCAAGAAAGCCCUGGACUCUGUCUAUUUGCGUCGCACAAAUGAGGCGAUCAUCUGCAUUGUCUACUGCUUCCACUUGGUGGAGAAUCAGGAGCUGCGCAAUGCUCUAUACCAGAUGCUUCCGGAUCUGCUCGCGACGCAGGAGGAUCUGCUGCUCUUCGCCCACUACAACAAGUUCUACUCCCUCACACGUACCGGCUACGGACGCGGCCUGAAGAAUGCCGUGUCCAAGUGGUACAAUCUGAAGACGCCCGAGCAGAUGUGCGACAUGAUCGCGCGCCGGACCGUCAUCAACAAGUGGUCGCACAAAGACGUCAUCAACAUCGCUCAUCCGAAGAUUGAGGACCCGCAGAAGGUGCUCAUCGUGAAGUCCGUGUUCCAGAGCGGGCCGCGCGUGCUGGAGAACGCGCAGGAGAACGGCUCCGUGGCGAACAUGGACUCCUAUCGGCGUCUCCUGCUCGUCGUCGAGUUCAAGAAUCUCCAGGACCCCGUGAAGGCGGCCGAGAUGAUUCGCACGCACAACUUCCCCUUCGGCUACUUGCCCACGCACAUGUGGCCGUUCCGGCAGGUGUGGGAGGAGCUUCUGCACAAGAUGACGUACCCGGAACUGCUCGAGGCGAUGCCACGGCUGACGGCCAUGAAAAUGCUCAAGCCUUCCGAGGCGCUCGCGAAGAAAUACUGCACAGCCGUGGGCAACAUGGAGACCCUGCGGAAGAGCAAAAUGCACCCAAUUUCCGUUUAUGCUUUCCUCCAGCUCUACCGUUCCAAGCGUCGCUACACCGAGACGCACAAGGAGAUGUACUAUCGCAAGAAGCUGGGCGUGCAGGAGAUGGAAUUCAAUCAGCACUUGGCGAAGAAGAUUCUCUUCGGCUUCAACCAAUCAUUCAAGUAUUUGGAACCGAUUGAGCAGAACAUCUGCGUGGUCAUCAACUUGAGGAAGAAACUCGUGGACAGACCUGUUUUCGGCCUGAAACAACUCACGUGCCUGGAAGUUUCCCUCGUGAUGGCUCUUUCUCUCCUCCACGCGGGACGCAAGGUCGACAUACUCACGUUCUCGGACAACAGAGGCACUCUGAAGCGCGUCCCGCUGACUAAAGAGAUGUCUUACGAUGAAGCGUACAAAGUUUGCAUUGGAAUGCUGAUGGACAAGACUUGGCAAGAUCUGUCGACGCCCUUCAACGAGGCGAUGAUGAAGAACAAGGAGUACAAUGCCAUCAUCGUGUUUGUGGACUCGCUUUUGAGGGCUGGCAAGAGUGCAAGUUCCAUGCUCAUGGCCUUCAAUCGGUACAAGAUUAAAGGCCAGCGACAGAAGUAUUCAAAUCCUUUCUCGCGCUUCGUUGUCGUGAACAUGCGUCGCAAGAAGGCGGACCUGAAGUUCCACGGGGACGAUGAGAAGAUGGGAAUUCUGGAGAUUGCUGGCUUCGACAGACACUCGCCGAAGGUGAUUGAGGCUUUUGUGAAGCAGCAAUUUGUCUAACUUCCGCAGCUGCUGGAAGGAAAAAUAACUCAUGCACACAAGUAUGCGAUUAAUGGCUUAUUUCUUUAUUUUAUUUCUUCACUAUUUUUAAUGAUUUAAUCGGGGCUGCAAAUACCGAAAUUGUUAAAAGCAAAUGCGCGCCAAAUUAGUUUCCCAGAGUUUUUUGAUGUUGUUGCCCAAAUUCCGUCUUGGUAUCAAAAUACUAGAAGAGAUCGGCAGCCUUACUUUGUCAAUGAAAUUAACCCAGGAUGAAAAUGUCUCAGAUGAGGAAUUAAUAAUAACGGAGCAAUACACUCCAAGGAAGUAUGAAUCUUACAUUUUGUAGUUGACUACGUAAUAUGAAGUAAUUAUUUUUGGAUGUAGUAUUAUUGAAUUUUAUGAUAUAUAUAUAUGCUUUUAUUAAUCCUUUGAAGUACGAUUAUGAGGAAAAUAUGUGUUCUUCAUGACACCAAAUUGAGGAAGAUGCGGAGAGAGAGAGAGAGAGCGCGUUAUAUUUUACUAUCAGGUGAAAGCGGUAAAAGUUGACGAAAAAAAACGAUAAGAAAAAAAUAGUCAGGUAACAACAGUCUGAAGUAAUAAAAAGAAAUAAAUUGUAAAAGUAAUUCACAGGGUGUCACCUAAUCAUAAAGGUGCUUUUGAUGAAUAAAGAAAAAAGGAGAAACUCUUCAUGAUAUAGAACUGAUGAUGAUGAUGAAAAAAAAUAGUGAUUGUAAGCUUAAUGAGAAUGAAAGUGAAUUUUGACUUGUUUUAUUUUUAUAAAUUGUAGCAACAAAUUAUAAGAUUGAGAAACUCCUUAGAAUCGAAACCACUAAAAGUAAUUAGGCCUUAGAUAUAAACAAGAAACACUUGACAUUAAAAGAAAAAAAAAUGAAUUGCAGCGUGGCAAAUUCAUAGGCAUUUGCCAUGGCUGCACAAGAAAGGAAUCUGUAUGUAUGUUAUUUAAUUUGUUGACUCGUUUUUUUUCCUAUAAUAAAUUAUUUUGGUAGAAAGAAACUUAGCAGAGAAAUUAGAAAUCAAACAACAAAAUAUAGAUUUUAUUUAGAAAGAGAGAGCAAAUAGAUAUUCCUUAAUCAAAUAGAAAUAAACUGCCAAAGUCACAUUUAUACACUUAAAUGGAAAACUCUUGUUCUGAAUGUAUUUUUUUGCUGAACAAAGAUUAAAUAUAUAUUUUACUUUUUGCCGUGCGAACAAACCAUUGUACAAAAGUGAGAGAGAGAGAGAGAAAUUGAAUUGUAUCUAAGGCACAGCGAGGAGGACGCAAAAUGAGAAAGUUUAUAAAUAAAACUACCCAAAAUUGUGAUAUUUCAGGAUAUAUAAAAA
Messenger RNA from Phlebotomus argentipes, 3061 nucleotides. Its product is annotated as RNA-binding protein Ro60. Bases 98 to 1741 code for a protein of 547 amino acids. Gene Ontology annotation, cellular component: ribonucleoprotein complex. Gene Ontology annotation, molecular function: RNA binding. Lineage: Eukaryota; Metazoa; Arthropoda; Insecta; Diptera; Psychodidae. The record is from RefSeq and is a predicted model, not a curated record. The transcript is spliced from 6 exons.